Messenger RNA from Humulus lupulus (European hop), 690 nucleotides. RefSeq lists its product as uncharacterized. The transcript has 4 exons. Bases 1 to 690 code for a protein of 229 amino acids. Lineage: Eukaryota; Viridiplantae; Streptophyta; Magnoliopsida; Rosales; Cannabaceae. The record is from RefSeq and is a predicted model, not a curated record.
AUGGACUCCGAGAAUGUGUUCGACAUAUACAAUGCCCCCGAGGCUCCCGAAGCUCCCUCGAGCAAGAGGCAUCCAGGGGAAAGCAGUAAAGUGCCUCAGGCCAAGAAAACCCGUACUGCAGGCCCUCCGGCAGACGGACCCUCAGCAAAUGUAACACCACCUUCUUCUCCUCUCGAGCAGCAAACUCCCCCUGCUCCUGUCGAGUCGACACCUUCUCCACCGACCCCAACCAACCAGACUCAGCAGGCUACUCCUGCUUCCACGGGGGGCGACAUAUCGAGUCGCGCCUUGAAAUCAGUCAAAGAAAGGGUGGCCAAAAUUUUGAAGCACGAUCGUUGUCGAGAGGCAAUGCUAACCCUUACUACCGGUCGGCUCCGCUCAGGUGCUGUCACCGAGCAGUUCAAGACUUUGGAGCAACGACACAUUGAAGAACGCAAAGCUGCCAAUGCGAAAUACGCUGAGCAGCUUGAGGCACUGCUUGGGGAGAAGAACAAACUGGCUGAGGAGUUGAAGGAGAAGCAGAAUGCUCUAUACAAGGCCGUCGAGCAAAGGGACAAUUUCAAGGAGCCUAACCGCAAACACAACCAAGAGGCUGACUUCAGCUACCUUCCCGAGCGUGCAAGGCAUGCUGAGAUAGCCCGCUACGUUGCUCGAUUGGCAGAAGAAGAGAGAGCAAGGGUCGUGAUGUAA